UCCGGACGCUCCCCUCAGCCGCAGCCGCUGCUCCUCCCCGGCGGCCGCCCCCCGCGGGUCCCUCCCUGGCUGCGGGAGACGCGGAGGACGCCGGCGCGCCGCACCCGAGCUCUGCGCCUCGCCCUGCCGGCCCUCGCCCCGUGAGAGCAACAUGGCAGAUAAUCUCAGUGAAACCUUAAAGAAGCUGAAGAUAACAGCUGUUGACAAGACAGAGGAUAGUUUAGAUGGAUGCUUGGAUUGUCUGCUUCAAGCUCUGGCUCAAAAUAACACAGAAACAAGUGAAAAAAUACAAGGAGGUGGAAUCCUUCAAUUGUUUGCAAGUCUGUUAACUCCACAGUCUUCCUGCACAGCCAAAGUAGCUAACAUCAUAGCAGAAGUAGCCAAAAAUGAAUUUAUGCGAACUCCAUGUGUGGAUGCCAGAUUGAUUCCACCACUGGUGCAGCUGUUAAAUAGCAAAGACCAGGAAGUGCUGCUUCAAACGGGCAGGGCUCUGGGAAACAUAUGCUACGAUAGCCAUGAGGGCAGAAGUGCAGUUGACCAAGCAGGUGGUGCACAGAUUGUAAUUGACCAUUUAAGGUCACUGUGCAGUAUAACAGAUCCCGCCAAUGAGAAGCUCUUGACUGUCCUUUGUGGCAUGCUGAUGAACUAUAGCAAUGAGAAUGAUUCUCUUCAAGCUCAGCUUAUCAAUAUGGGUGUUAUCCCCACCUUAGUAAAAUUACUGGGCAUCCACUACCACAAUGCAGCUCUUACAGAAAUGUGUCUUGUUGCAUUUGGUAAUUUAGCAGAACUUGAGUCAAGUAAAGAACAGUUUGCUAGUACAAACAUUGCUGAAGAGCUUGUGAAGCUUUUCAAGAAACAAAUAGAACAUGAUAAAAGAGAAAUGAUUUUUGAAGUUCUUGCUCCAUUGGCAGAAAAUGAUGCUAUUAAACUACAGCUGGUUGAAGCAGGUUUGGUAGAGUGUCUACUAGAGAUCGUUCAGCAGAAGGUGGAUAGCGACAAAGAGGAUGACAUUGCUGAGCUUAAAACUGCUUCAGAUCUGAUGGUUCUAUUACUUCUUGGAGAUGAAUCCAUGCAGAAACUUUUUGAAGGAGGAAAAGGCAGUGUGUUCCAAAGGGUACUUUCCUGGAUUCCAUCAAAUAACCACCAGCUACAGCUUGCUGGGGCAUUGGCAAUUGCAAACUUUGCCAGGAAUGAUGGAAAUUGUAUUCAUAUGGUAGACAACGGAAUUGUAGAAAAACUUAUGGAUUUACUGGACAGACACGUAGAAGAUGGGAACGUGACUGUGCAGCAUGCAGCACUAAGUGCCCUCAGGAACCUAGCCAUUCCAGUUGUAAAUAAAGCAAAGAUGUUAUCAGCUGGAGUCACAGAGACAGUUUUGAAAUUCCUUAAAUCUGAAAUGCCACCAGUUCAGUUCAAACUUCUGGGAACAUUAAGAAUGUUAAUAGAUGCACAAGCAGAAGCUGCUGAACAACUGGGAAAGAAUGCUAAAUUGGUAGAGCGUCUGGUGGAAUGGUGUGAAGCCAAAGAUCAUGCUGGCGUGAUGGGAGAGUCCAACAGACUGCUCUCUGCUCUCAUACGGCACAGUAAAUCAAAAGAUGUAAUUAAAACCAUUAUACAGAGUGGUGGCAUCAAGCACCUAGUUACCAUGGCAACUAGUGAACAUGUAAUAAUGCAGAACGAAGCUCUUGUUGCUUUGGCACUAAUAGCAGCUUUAGAAUUGGGCACUGCUGAGAAAGAUCUAGAAAGUGCUAAGCUUGUACAGAUUUUACACAGACUGCUAGCAGAUGAGAGAAGUGCCCCUGAAAUUAAAUAUAAUUCCAUGGUCCUGAUCUGUGCUCUCAUGGGAUCUGAAUCUCUACACAAGGAAGUGCAGGAUUUGGCCUUUCUAGAUGUUGUAUCCAAACUUCGCAGUCAUGAGAACAAAAGCGUUGCCCAGCAGGCCUCUCUCACAGAGCAGAGACUUACUGUGGAAAGCUGAGGACUGUUCCUCUUGGCACAAGGCAUCACCCCAGCUCUGGUUUCCCCUUUGUCCUCCAUCCAGCCACUUCUUCAACUUCAUUCUCUGCUACAUCACUUGUGCAUGCGUGUAACGUUGCAAUACCAGUUGAACUGCUAUAGGUACCUGCCUAAUAAGAGUUCUAAACCCAUAGUUAAUGUGACUGUGACUGUCCAAGCCAGUCUCCACCCAUAACUGUUCUUCUGUAUACCUGAUGCUUGACUACAUUAAGUAAAAUGUGCAUGUUGUAGUCCUCUGAUGAUGUAGACUUGGUACUACGUAUGACUUGCUCCUCACAUGCAGUAAACUACAUAAUAAUGUACUGGUAAAUUAGAAACAAAGAAUGCAGCAAGAUCUGUCUAGCUUAAAGAUGAAACUGAAUAGUAAAAACAGCUCCAUUUUUAUUUUGGUGUUUGGGAAGCACAGUGAUGAAAAAAGCGUGUAUGGCUGCUCAUUUGUUAGUCUUCUAAAUGUCAGCCAAUGUACCUAGAGCUGAAUAAACCCCAGGGCUCUCCCACUAUUUUCUCUAUGGUUUCUCGUUUUUCUGAACUACAUAGUCUGUUUGCCACAAAGUUAGCAAAACUUCUAAGGUUUCCAAUUCUGUGUUUAAUUGACAGUGAUCUUAGCCCAAUGUUGAAACAUAGUUUUCAGUGUGAUCAGAACUAAGGGGUUGAAGGACCCCUAUUACACUACACCACGUUGGGUUUUGCCUGUAUUUUAGAUUUUGAUGCAUACAUAGUUUCAUCUAGAAUUUCUUCUAUCAGUUAACCAGCAUUGCCCAACACUUGUCUUUAAAAGUUACUUGGCAUUCAUUUCAACUGAGGAAAAUUAAGUAUAGCCUGUUGGAGAAUGGGCCUUUUUUCUGUUUUCAUCGUUCGGGUUAAAAGCAAGGCAUUUCAUCCUUCAUACUCCUUCACAUAUCGUACUAAUUCUAAUGGUUAGAAGAGGAGACAUGAAGAAGUAAGCUUGUCUACACUAAAGAGAGGAAGGCAGGUUUUAAAAGCCAUAGUAGCCAGUCCAGUACAUACUGCAGAUGGCCUCAUACCAAUCACUGUUAGUUCCUCACCUGCACUUUCCCACUGAGAACUGCAGUAAUCUCACAGAAGCCAGGACCCGAGAUGAGAAGAGCCUCCUUGGCAAAGUGCACUGUGCUCUUCACUGCCAUUAACGACCACCUGAGUUUUUAGAGCUUUGACACACAGUCUUUGUAAAUUAAUCAGGACAUCCCCAUGACCACCUGCCUUCUCCUCACACCUACCAUUGACCACAGCUAGCCUGUGAGGGAGGGUAGAGUCCUUUACAGGACUGCAGGGCAGUGGGAGAGGCUGCUGAGGAGGUGACAAGUUCCUUCCUCCCCAGCACGAGAUACAUACACCUCUGUGCAUGAUCUAAAUUGGACUUUUGACUUUCAAAUAGCUGUAAUUGAAGAAAGUUAAAACCUUGGUGGAAGUAAAAAGCCUUCUAACUAUUCCCUUUGAUGUCCAAAUAGGGAACUAUUGUGGGUGAUAAUGCUACACUUACUGUAAGAAUGAUCUCAUUUAUUGUCUUUCUUCUGGGCUGGAUAGUGGACUAUAUUUUGUUAGGUUUUGAAAGACAUCUGUAAUGUUGCAUAGUUGACUGUCCAUAUUAAUAACUUAAUAAAUAGUAUAUGAAACUA
Nannospalax galili (Upper Galilee mountains blind mole rat) is the source of this 3653-nucleotide messenger RNA. It is a transcript of the gene Rap1gds1, whose product is annotated as Rap1 GTPase-GDP dissociation stimulator 1. Gene Ontology annotation, biological process: positive regulation of GTPase activity. Gene Ontology annotation, cellular component: cytosol. The record is from RefSeq and is a predicted model, not a curated record. The coding region runs from base 152 to 1978 and encodes 608 amino acids. Lineage: Eukaryota; Metazoa; Chordata; Mammalia; Rodentia; Spalacidae. Gene Ontology annotation, molecular function: guanyl-nucleotide exchange factor activity; protein binding. The transcript is spliced from 15 exons.